This is a messenger RNA of Penicillium concentricum, 567 nucleotides long. RefSeq names its product U2 snRNP complex subunit MSL1. The record is from RefSeq and is a predicted model, not a curated record. The coding region runs from base 1 to 567 and encodes 188 amino acids. The transcript is spliced from 3 exons. Gene Ontology annotation, molecular function: RNA binding. Lineage: Eukaryota; Fungi; Ascomycota; Eurotiomycetes; Eurotiales; Aspergillaceae.
AUGGCUUCAAAAUCAUUGCCCGCCCGUGGCGGCCCCGAUACUAAGGCCGUCGCUACCGGCCCUCCCAACCAGACGCUCUACUGCACACAAUUGCCCGACAAGAGGAUUCCGAAACAUGAUCUGCGAACGGCACUUUAUGCUCUAUUCUCCACAUACGGCACCGUUCUCGACAUUGUGGUCAUGAAGACCAACAAAAUGCGAGGCCAGGCCCAUGUUGUUUUCAAGGAUGUCCAAGCCAGCACGCAGGCACUGCGGGCUUUACAAGGAUUCGACUUCUUCGGGAAACAGAUGAAAAUCGUUUACGCCAAAGGAUCAUCAAAUGUCAUUUCCAAACUUCGCGGUACAUAUGUUGCGCCAGUUGAGACUGCGCCAGCCCCAGUCACAACCGACCUCCAAAAGUCUAUCUUCGGUGCUCCUCCGGGUGCCCUCCCUGCACGCCCCACAACCGGUGCCAAUGGAGAAGGCCAAGGCUUGAAGCGACCGCGUGAAGAAGAAAGUGACAACGAAGAGGCCCCCAUGGACGAAGAUAGCGACGUACCAAUGGAAGCUUCCUCAGACGAGGAGUAA